This is a messenger RNA of Loa loa (African eye worm), 950 nucleotides long. RefSeq names its product V-type ATPase. Gene Ontology annotation, molecular function: proton-transporting ATPase activity, rotational mechanism. The transcript has 3 exons. Gene Ontology annotation, cellular component: vacuolar proton-transporting V-type ATPase complex. Gene Ontology annotation, biological process: proton transmembrane transport. NCBI's taxonomy places the organism in Eukaryota, Metazoa, Nematoda, Chromadorea, Rhabditida, Onchocercidae. The record is from RefSeq and is a predicted model, not a curated record. The coding region runs from base 118 to 495 and encodes 125 amino acids.
CAGUGGAAGAUCAUGAAAUUAACUCUUGAGGAAACAGUACUAAUUGUAACUUGAAGAUUUCGCAGUAAUAUCCUCGGGACAUUGCUAAUUUUAAUCGUUUUUAGUUGAGUGCUCGUCAUGGCAUCUCAGACGCAAGGCAUACAGCAGCUUCUAGCGGCAGAAAAGCGGGCUGCAGAAAAGAUUAACGAAGCGAGGAAACGCAAAGCUCAACGUCUAAAGCAAGCGAAACAAGAAGCGCAAGCUGAGAUUGAGAAGUAUAGAAUGGAACGAGAACGUCAGUUCAAGGAAUACGAACACAAAUAUCUCGGGACGAAGGAAGAUAUUGAAAUGAAAAUCAAACAAGACACCGAAGAUAACAUCAAAAAAAUGGAAAAUUCUGUCGCAAAGAAUAAGCAGCAGGUGAUUGUGCGUUUACUGCAGUUAGUCUGUGAUAUUCGACCUGAACUUCAUAUGAAUCUUCAAAUCCAGAAGAAACUUCAUGGAACACAUCUUUAAAUUCCAUAAUAAAGCUGUUUCUUCAGUGAUUUUUAUUUCCUUUCACAGAUAUUUUCCGUCAUUUGCUGAAGUAGAAAAAGCGUGUGAAUUCACUUCCUAAAACUGCUGAUUAAGUUGUUUCAGUUUAUUCGUCCUGUCUUCUUUUCUUAAAUGUUUUUCAUGUGCUCUUAAGUCAUCAAUAAUAUUGAAUUCAAUUCAAAUGGAUAAAAUUAUUUCACAGAUUGGUUUGAAUGUCAGUAGGAUUUUUCUAAGACGUCACUACUUGUCAGACAUUUCGGGAAAAGAAAUACACUUUGUGCAGAAUGUGACGUGAAACUUACUGAGGAUCGCUACUAUGGGAAGAUUACCAGCUGGCAGCAGUAUAUAUUCAUUUCACUAAAGUACAUUUGGAGGGGAAUAGUACGAUUCUAGAACCAGUUGGUGGGAGAACGUUUCAUAUAAUGUAAGGAUAUAGC